Messenger RNA from Rhopilema esculentum, 384 nucleotides. The record is from RefSeq and is a predicted model, not a curated record. Lineage: Eukaryota; Metazoa; Cnidaria; Scyphozoa; Rhizostomeae; Rhizostomatidae.
AUGGCAGAUGUACUUGGUAUAGACUCAAAAGAUUUGGAAAUUAAAGAAGUCGAAGCUACAUCUGCUGUUUUAACAGCCGCUUCUCAUGCCCUUGGUAAAUUUUGUGACGAGGACUUCAAAGAUUUUAUGGGAUGCCGUUAUGUCACCAAAGACCCGAGACAGUGCCUCGAAGAGGGGAAGCUUGUAUCGAAGUGUGCAUUGACGUUCUUCAAGAAGUUAAAGGAAAACUGCCACGAAGAGUUUACUAAGUACUGGACCUGCUUGGAUCAUAACAAUCAAGAGUUUGGGUAUUGUAGAAAAACUCAAGCACCGUAUGACAAAUGUUUGUUGGAAAUGUUGAACAUCGAAACUAAGCAGCCUGUUAACCUUACAUUGAAGAAAUGA